This is a messenger RNA of Gambusia affinis (western mosquitofish), 2422 nucleotides long. RefSeq names its product P2Y purinoceptor 1-like. The coding region runs from base 325 to 1317 and encodes 330 amino acids. The record is from RefSeq and is a predicted model, not a curated record. Gene Ontology annotation, cellular component: membrane. Gene Ontology annotation, biological process: G protein-coupled receptor signaling pathway. The transcript has a single exon. Gene Ontology annotation, molecular function: neuropeptide receptor activity. NCBI's taxonomy places the organism in Eukaryota, Metazoa, Chordata, Actinopteri, Cyprinodontiformes, Poeciliidae.
ACUUGCCUUUCUCUGUUCCAGUAAAUGCAUGGCCAAAUGCCAACUGCAUACCUAAAACCUGACUUGUUUCCUAGGAAUCGCUGCGGUUGCAGAGGUUGCCACAGUUGAAGAGGUGAUUAGCUUAUGCUAUUAAAACGUAGAGAUAGCUACAAGUUUUUGACUUUUGAAACUUUUGGACCGGCUCCACACAACAUAUUACCUAACUUAACUAGAAGUUACUUUCAAGGAGUAAGUUGUUUAUGAUUGUUUUCAUUCACUCUACUUUCACUUUGUGAGCGAAGGCACAGAGCAGAAAGGCUGAACUGACUUGUUUCUGCAGACAAAAUGAAUAAAACUCACUGUCCUCAACCGGAUAAGAAAUUUUUCGAACAUACAGUCCUGCCUACUCUUUACAUCUUGGUGUUUAUUGUUGGAUUGGUCCUGAAUGUGUGGGGAAUGAAGUCUUUGCUGCAUAACUGGAAGAAUCUUCGGCGUAUGAACAUUCUGGUUCUCAACCUGGGACUAGCAGACAUGUUGUACCUGCUGACUCUCCCCUUUCUCAUUGUGUACUACCUUCAAGGAAACAAAUGGAUCUUUGGAGAAGGAUUCUGCAAGGUAACAAGAUUCAGUUUCAACUUGAAUUUAUAUGGCAGCAUCGGGUUCCUCACCUGUAUAAGUGUCUACCGGUACCUGGCUGUUGUCCAUCCAAUGAGAUCAAUGGGGAAAUUAACUACGACUCACUCUGUGGUCGUCUCAGUCGUGGUUUGGAUUCUGGUGAGUGUUCAAAGCCUUCCAGACAUGUUCUACCAAAAAACAUAUCCAAACGGAUCAAAAUGCUUUGACACCACCUCUGAUGAACAUAUUAAGAGUUACCUGGAUUACAGCCUCACCUGGACAGUCUUUGGAUUCUGCAUCCCUUUCGCCAUCAUUGUGUGCUGCUAUGGACAUGUGACUGUUGUCGUCUGCCGCUCAAAUAAAAUGAAGAAGGACCGGAAAAAACGAUUCUUGAAGUUGAUGGUUUUUAUGAUUCUUCUCUUUUCAAUUUGUUAUGCACCCUACCAUGUUCUCAAGAACCUCAGUCUGUAUUCCAGAAUCAUGAGUACAGAGAAUCAAUGCCCUAAGUGGGACUCUGGAGUCUUUAUUGCCCGUCAGGCAAGUCGUGGUCUUGUGAGCCUGCACAAUGCUCUUAACCCUCUGGUUUACCUGCAUGUAAACGAGGAUAUGGGUGUCCAGUUCAGACAGCUGCUGCAGAGAUGUUCACAGAGUUUCAAUUGUUUGUCAGAGUCCAGGUCUGUACCGGUACCACAGACUGAGCAAGAAGCUGAAACUCCUCUAUGAUAGCAGGUGUGUUUUUUUGUUGUUGUUAAUCAUGUGAGGAGAUGACUUUUUUUGAUGCUCUGUUUGGUUUGUGUUGUUCCAACUGGUUGAUUCUAGAAAAUUCCUAAUUAACAAGUAAUGGAGGUAAACAUUUUAACUGUUGCUGUUGGAGUUAGGCCUGUCACCAUGACAACAUUUUGCUGGAUGGUAAAUUUUCCCAGAGGUUGUUCUGAUAAACGAUAACAUUUUUGUUUUGAGACAAUUUCCAAAUAAUAUAAUGGUAAUGACAUAAUAGUGCAAGAACACAUCCUCAAAGGUCAAUAAGCUUUAAAUUCUAAUGAACAUUUAACACUGGAACUGGAAGACAUUUUAAAAUUAUUAACCAAAGCAACAAAUAUAUUGAAUUAUGAAGUCUCUGUAAACAAAAUUGUCCUUAAAUUAAAGGGCUAGUUUAGACCAAAGUUGUCAUACAGUUUUGAUAUAAAAAGCGAGAGAAAAAAGGAAAAAUUGAAAUCAAGCAAAUAAAAAUGAACAAGCUUGUUUUCAUUUAUCAUGCGAUGAAUUGAUUUAUUGUUUAUUGAAGUAGAUCUAGUUCAAAUAACAGAUACUAAUAUACUAUGAAAAUGAUUAAUUGUGCAGUCUGUUGUUUUUAACCUUUUUUGAUUUAUUAUCUUCUUUGUUCAUAUUCACAUUUGGAAAAAAUUCUAAAUACCAUCGUUUGAAAAAGUAUUUGUCUGCUUGUAUAUUUCUUAUUUGUCACACUCAAAGGUUUAACAUUAAAGAUUGCAAUGAAAGGUUGUUUUUGACUUGAUGAAAACUGAUGUUUUCAAAUUAUAGUUUUAUUUACUAAAAUGAAAAAGUAAUAUAAACUGGUUUCCUGAUCAGUUAAUGAGUCUUAGAGACAUUUUUGUGCUUACAUGCAAAAUUAAAAAGGCUGUGAUAAAAAUACACAUUUCCUUUCUCUACUUUUAAGUAACCCCUCGAUAUCCCCACCACACCAUAAUGUCUUGGAUAAUAUAUUGUAGAUUCGGAGCAGAUUUCCACUAGAGGUCAUUAUAUAUAUUUUAAUAUGUAUUUUAUAUUUGAUAUUUUCUAUUUUAUAAUUGCAUUGUAUUUUAUGAUUGUG